AGUAUAUGUGUCGUGUUUCUCUGUGACAAUUAUUAACUUUUUUCUGUUGUAUGUUUCGUGUCCAUGGCUGCGUAUCUUCAAGUUAUUGUGCGAAAAAUGAUAUCAAAGAUCAGAAAUGUGAAUGUCUGCAAAGCAUGAAGAUUGCUUAAAAAAGGAGAUCACAUAAUACUCGAAGACAUUGCGGGAUUUUGCUCGAAGCAAUGUGAUAUGCGUGCGAAUAUAUACAUAUAAUAGUUUAUUAUACUAAAAACGAUAAGUCAGAAUGACUUUAUCGAUCUAUUUUUUGGCUGCUAUUGCUGCUUUGGGGACGGUUAGCGGUCUAGAGGGACCAAACAUAUGUACUAGGCAAGCAACGUACACGGUAACGGUGAGGAUAUCGGAACAGAAACCUUACACUGUUCGAGAGAACACUUGGUGCUUCAGCUUUCCGCCGCGAUGCUCUAAAUACAAAGUGGUAUUCAAAACAAUAUACAAAGAAGAGAAAUUAACGAAACAGAGACCCGUGGAAGAAUGUUGUAAAGGCUACACGGAGACCAAUAAUGGCGAUCGUUGCAUUCCUAUCUGUUCCAAGGAUUGUGUUCAUGGCACUUGUAUUGCGCCAGAUGUCUGCAAGUGUGAGUCAGGAUAUGGAGGUCCAUUAUGCGAUUACAAAUGUCCAUCAGGAAAAUGGGGCAAGUCUUGCGAAAUGGAUUGCAUGUGCCAGAAUGGGGCCACUUGCGAUCCAUUCGAUGGUAAAUGCUUGUGUACUAGAGGUUGGACCGGCAAAUACUGUAAUCAGGAGUGUCCUCCUAAUAGAUAUGGGCAAGACUGUGGCGAGGAGUGCCGUUGUAGGAAUGGUGGAAGCUGCCAUCAUAUUUCUGGCGAAUGUCAUUGUGCUCCAGGUUAUACAGGACCUCUUUGCGAUGAUUUAUGCCCGCCAGGAAAACACGGCGAUGAAUGCAAGUCAGAAUGCAAAUGUCAGAAUGGUGGUUCUUGCAAUGCUACAACUGGCGAUUGCUAUUGUACACGUGGAUGGACUGGUUCAGUUUGUGCGAAUCGAUGUCCAGAAAAUUUCUGGGGUAAAAAUUGUUCCCAAGAAUGUGAUUGUUACAAUGGAGCUGGCUGCCAUCAUAUUACUGGGGAAUGUGAAUGUAAACCAGGCUUUUAUGAUGAAAUGUGCCUAAAGAUAUGUCCCGAAGGAACAUUCGGUUUGAAUUGUACAAAUAACUGUACCUGCGAAAAUGAUGCACAUUGUUUUCCGAUUGACGGAACAUGUAUCUGUAGUCCCGGUUGGACGGGCGAAAAGUGCAAUAAGCGUGUUUGUCAAAAUGAAUUAUGGGGACCCAAUUGUACAAAGGUUUGUGAAUGUGAGAAUGACAAUACAGAAAUGUGUCAUCCUUGGACUGGAAAGUGUAUUUGCAAACCAGGCUGGGAUGGUGAUACCUGUGCCCGACCUUGUCCACUUUAUAUGUAUGGAAAAGGCUGUCAGAAUCGUUGUAAUUGCAAGAAUAACGCGCAGUGUUCGCCUAUAAAUGGAACGUGUAUUUGUGCAGCAGGAUACAGAGGUGAAGAUUGUAAUGAAGUAUGUCCAAACAACACUUACGGCGAAAACUGUGCACAAAAAUGCGUCUGCAAGAAUGGUGCUACUUGUUUACCCGAGAGUGGUCGAUGCAACUGUACAGCAGGAUGGGUUGGUGUUUCGUGUGAUCGUCCCUGCGACGAGAAAUCUUUUGGCAAGGACUGCGAGAGUAAAUGCAAAUGCUUUAACAAUGCUGCCUGCAAUCCACAAAAUGGCACAUGCACAUGUGCGGCUGGCUUCGUCGGUGAAUUUUGUCAAGAUCAUUGUGAAAAAGGAUUUUUUGGGCUGAGAUGUACACAAUUCUGUGACUGUCAUGAAGAAAAUAGUCUAGGCUGUGAUUUUACUACUGGUCAUUGCAUCUGUAAGCAAGAAUGGCGAGGAAUCCGUUGUGAGACAAAGUGUCUAGAAGGUCUUUAUGGUGACGACUGUCAUUCGCAAUGCGAGUGUAUGAACAAUAGUUCAUGUGAUCCGGAAACAGGCACUUGUAUUUGUGCCAGAGGCUGGGAAGGUCCUGACUGUUCUCAACCCUGUAAAGAAGGGUGGUACGGGGUACGCUGUAACGAAAAGUGUCCGGAGAAAAUGCAAGGAAAUGUGACCUGCGAUCAUGUCACUGGUGAAUACGUUUGCCGACCUGGAUACUUAGGUUUAACUUGCGAGCAUCCUUGUCCACCUAAUCGUUAUGGAUUAAAUUGUGCCAGUCGUUGCCGGUGUAAAAAUGGUGGAGAGUGUCAUCAUGUAACAGGUGUGUGUCAGUGUCGACCUGGUUGGCAAGGUGAGUUUUGUCAAGUAUCCUGUCCAGAAGGGACGUAUGGAAUGAACUGCAGUCAACAUUGUACAUGUCAACAUGGAGGCAAAUGCAGAUCUAAUGAUGGUCACUGUCGUUGUGCACCUGGUUGGACUGGAACCAAAUGUACUGAGAUUUGUCCAGAAGGAUAUUAUGGCGAUCAUUGCAUGGAACCUUGUGAUUGCAAAAACGAUUAUUACAUUUGUCACCCUGUUGAUGGUUGCAUAUGCAGACAUGGAUAUUCAGGUCCAAACUGUGAUGAAGAAUUAUUUUCGCGUAAUGUACAAGAAAAAGAUGAAACAGGUUAUGGUAGUAUGAUAACAGGAUUUUUAUUUGCUGCGAUCGUUGUUAUGGUAAUGACCUUGGCAGGAUGGUUAUAUCAUCGACGUAGAGUAGCAGAUUUGAAAAAUGAAAUUGCCCAAGUACAGUAUAUCGCUGAACCUGCUUCCCCCCCGGAACAAACACAGUUCGAUAAUCCCGUAUACGCCUAUCAAGGUUCUUCUAAAUUUGAUGAUGGAACCACUACAUUGUUAAACAACUUCCAGUUCAGAAAUAAUCUUGGAACCAGUAAGAAAAUAAAUAAUGAAAAAGCUAAGCUUGGAAUGAAUAGUUGUACAGAUGAUGAAGAUGAUUGCAAAGGUUCGUAUAAUCGAUAUGAUUUAAAGAACAGAGAUGCAGAUAUGGGUAAUCCAAAUCUUAAUGUAUACCAUAGUAUCGAUGAAAUGGAUGGAAAAAAAAUUGAACACGUUUAUGAUGAAAUCAAGCAAAAUAAUGACGAAUCAGAAUAUGAUCAGUUGGAUAAUCCAAGACCAGUUAGCGAAUAUAAACAAUAUAAUCGAAUGCUGAAUGGUUUUUGCUCUAAAUCUUCAGAUCAUGCAGGACCUAGUAGUUUGAAAGAAAAGGAUCCUGAACGUGGUGAAACGUAAAUUUCCUUUGAAACUCACAAACUCAGGUUAAAUCGUGCAGGUUUAAAAUUUAAAUGUAAUUUAAAUACAUAUAUUUUUGAUGUAAAAAAGUAAAUUUUUAA
This is a messenger RNA of Eufriesea mexicana, 3369 nucleotides long. It is a transcript of the gene drpr, whose product is annotated as multiple EGF like domains draper. The transcript is spliced from 18 exons. Gene Ontology annotation, molecular function: protein binding; scavenger receptor activity. Bases 263 to 3268 code for a protein of 1001 amino acids. The record is from RefSeq and is a predicted model, not a curated record. NCBI's taxonomy places the organism in Eukaryota, Metazoa, Arthropoda, Insecta, Hymenoptera, Apidae.